This is a messenger RNA of Thlaspi arvense, 1646 nucleotides long. NCBI's taxonomy places the organism in Eukaryota, Viridiplantae, Streptophyta, Magnoliopsida, Brassicales, Brassicaceae. The record is from the annotation of a GenBank genome assembly.
AUGAACAUGGAGCGAAAAACCCUAGCGACUACGCGUCCGCUUCUACUUACGUCUUUCUUAUUCCAUCUUCGCGGAGCAGCAUUUGGUUCAUCAAAGGCGUUUCAUUGUCUUCUGCUUCUCUCAUGUCUAUUGCUUUCCUCAGUCAACACAUUGCAUAACUUGGAUGGAUAUGACUCUUGUGGUUACAACAUUGCUGCUUCUAAAGUGUUUCAGAGCUUCAAAGGUGGAGAUUCCGAGAGUGUGGCAAUCCAGAAUGUUUGUCCUAGUUCACACCUGUUCUCUUUGCUUUCAGCUUUAAGAUCAGAGAAUCAGUUUGAUCCAUUUGUCCCCUUCUUUGGGUUGUCCUGUCCUAGCAAAUCAUGGAGUAACUCUGCUCUGAAGACUAACAAUCUAUCUGGUGUUGUGUGGCUAUCUCUAAAGCCUGUCCACAUCAUAGAGUUUCAGCCUUUCACCGAAUUCCUUCACAUUGGAGACACCACCACUUGCUACAAACCUUUGUCUAAUAAGGACAAGGGAAGAGAGUUAAGUGUUUCGGUUUCGGGGAGACAGUGUGGAGGAAAUGGUUUUAUGCAGCAGAAUCAGUGUGAAGGAUUCUCGUUAGAAGCAGGGGAUGCCAUAAAGUUUCUGUUUUUCUACCAGACCGACUUCUCUUGGGCAUCUGGAGUUGCUGUUUUCCGGGUACCUACGAAGGCGACAGCGCCUGUCUUGAUGCUGAGUCUUUGCAAAAAAACAGUCUUUUGGGUGCGCACCAAGAAAUUCUCCAUUGCGGUUCUUAUUGCUGCUGCUGCUUUACUCAUUCUGAUGUUUUGGUUCAAUGAUCACUUCGUCGACGAGGAGAAUGAGAGUAACAAUGGCAGUCACGUUGCGGUCAGAAAAGUUGAGAAGCCAUCUACCAUCACAAUCUCCCCUGAAAUGGAUUCUCUGCUAAGAUCCAUUAGCAAAGAGUCCAGUGAGGUGUCCGAGAACAGUAUAAACCCAAUUGCUUCUGUUUCCUCUUCUUCUUGCCAAGCAGAAACAUCAGAAGAAGCUGUGAGCCUCACCGUGAAGACUGCGAAAGACAAGAAGAGACGGCGUAACAAGAAGAAGAAGAAAGGAGCAAUCAGCGGAUUAGCAUCCGAGCGCAACGAUGUAUCAAGCAGCCACAGCGGAAACUCAACUCCAAGAUCUCCAAUGUCACCAGAACCACCAAUCACUCAAGCCGCAGCGAAGCCCGUAAAGCCUCCAAAACCGGCCCUGUCGCACUCAGCAACGUUUCCUGUUUCAGGGGUGAAGUCGAUGAUCAUACAGAGCAGCUCUCUGGCUCCAAAUGUGAGAGCCCCUGGUUCGAAAUCAAGAACCCAAGUGAAAGAAGAGAAGGCGAAAGAGUAUAGGUACGAUAUUUGGGGAGAUCACUUGACAGGGCUUCAUUUGAUGGAUAGGUUUAAGGAAGUGAGAGAAGGCAAAAGCUGCUCAGUCUUUGGUGAAAAUGAGUGUGAGAGUUUUUUCGUUAAGGGUCCUCAGAACUUGUUAGCAGACUCUCAUGCCAGGCUUGUAAGUUUCUGCAACCAAUGGGGCUAAUAAAGAAAUAAAAAUAUAUUAUAUAAUAAUGUGAAGCCCAGUGGGCUUUGUGAUCAGGCUUUUGCAACGUUUAGUUCUCGUAUGGGCCG